This is a messenger RNA of Brassica oleracea var. oleracea, 687 nucleotides long. RefSeq lists its product as uncharacterized. Lineage: Eukaryota; Viridiplantae; Streptophyta; Magnoliopsida; Brassicales; Brassicaceae. The coding region runs from base 1 to 687 and encodes 228 amino acids. The transcript has a single exon. The record is from RefSeq and is a predicted model, not a curated record.
AUGCCGUUGGAUAACGACGGUGACUGUAGUUUAACGAAGCUCAUCUCCUCCAUCCUCGACCACAUCCCCAACCUUCUCAGCUUCAAAUCCAAAUGGUCUUCGAUCCGCGUCAAACUCGCCAAUCUCAACACUCAGCUCUCCGAUAUCGCCGCCUCUUCUUCUUCCAACCAGCUAGCUCUGGAUCUCCUCCUCUCCGCCCGAGAGACGCUCCACGCCGCCGCCUCCGUCGCGGCUAGGUGCGAGGGUCCGAAUUUAUCUGAGGGAAAGCUCAAGACGCAUAGCGACGUCGACUCGGUCAUGGCUCGACUCGAUCGCCACGUGAAGGACGCUGAGGUUCUGAUCAAAAGCGGUCUUCUCAACGAAAUCGUUUCGAUUUUGUCGAAGAAGGAAGCUGCGGCGAGGAAUCUAGUUAUCCAAUUACAGAUCGGUAAACCAGAGUCGAAGAACUCGACGAUGGAAUCUUUGCUUCGGGAAGAUGAUAAGAACGUGAUGAUCUCCAUAGCUCAAGGACUUGUUCCCGUUCUGGUUCGGUUGCUUGAUUCGUGUAGUUUGAGCAUGAAGGAGAAGGUUGUAGUCGUGAUUUCGAGAAUCUCAACGGUGGAGAGCAGUAAACACGUGUUGAUAGCUGAAGGGCUGUCUCUACUGAACCACCUCCUUCGUGUGUUGGAAUCAGGAAGUGGUUUCUAA